AUGAAACUUGUAAUCGCUUGUGUGGCGGUGCUGUUCCUAGCCUCAGCACUAGCUAAGCCGGGGAAAAAGAAGAAGCCGAGCAUAGCUGAUAGCUUCAUAGAGGCUGGUUUCGUAGAACUUCUCAACAUAUCGGCACCAACAACCAUGCUUCAAGUUACAUUCAACGACGGCGAAAUUGAAAUGAACAUGGGAAAUUACAUACGUCCAGAUUUAGCAGUAGACCCGGAGAUAGGCGGUUGCGAAGAGGAGUCCGAGCGUUACAUGACAUUUAUGUAUGGCGAUGCUAACUACGAUAACGCUGAUCCUGAAGAAAACCCAGAAUGUAUAAGGACCUUGCUACUGGGAUUAAAGGUCAAUGUGAAAGACUUAUGCGACCCAGAAUCUGGUGAUGUAUUAGCGAAGACCAUAUCCCACAGUCCACGACCUGGGUCCGGCGAGCACGCUUACUUUAUCUAUGUCCUUGAGCAAAAGGAAUGGAUAGAUGCCUCAUGCCUGAACUACGAAGAAAAACGGAUCAACUUCCCGGUCGCAAAUUUCGUGGCAGAGAACAACCUCUGUGAUCCUGAAGCCGGCAAUUACUACCUGACUUCCUACCCUGACGUAGAAGAAGUUUGUGAGGAAAUUUGCGAGGAACAAAAUCAAGAGAAUCAAUACUACAAAUACAAAUCAAAAAGAAAUUGA
Molecule: messenger RNA, 681 nt
Organism: Bicyclus anynana (squinting bush brown)
Lineage: Eukaryota; Metazoa; Arthropoda; Insecta; Lepidoptera; Nymphalidae
Exons: 4
Coding region: 1-681 (226 amino acids)
Source: RefSeq, a predicted model, not a curated record